AUGGCUUUGACGACUUUACCCCUCGAGGUCCUCCAUACGAUCUGCGAAUGCCUCGACAGCCACCGUGAAGUGGCCAGGUUCCGCCUUGUCUGCCGGGCAUUCGGCGACAUUGGCCUCAAAUUCCUGAUCCCCUUGGUGACUGUCGCGCCCACAGCCGAGAGCAUCGCCCGGCUACGCGCCAUUUCGUUGCAUCCUGUUCUCAGACACUACGUAUACGGCGUCUCGUUUCUGAUAAACGUGUUUUGGCCAGACGGCAAGUACGGCGACUGGUGGCCCCGGGUGCCCACAGUGUGCGACUUGCAAGGUACCGAGGGCCUAUAUUAUUAUAAAAAAAUGCUCUCUGGACAGAAGAACGCUUUCAGGGCACUGGGGCCGGGACAAGACGUGGAGAAUGCUUGCCGCCGCUUCCCCAACCUGGAUCUUCUGGAUAUAACAGAAGCGGAAAAUGGAGGUUACCUUCAUAAAAAUCAGACAUACAAAUCACUCCGCGAAUGGCUCCCUAAAUAUAAUCCACGUGAAGGCCAGCCCUUUUACCCUUUUAAUGCAGCGUGUUCUUACACCGGUCUCCCUGGCGUCAAACCAUUGAAGACAUUCUUGCGUGUCAUGACCAGCUCUAAAGUCCGAAAGCUAGAAAUCCAGGUGGUGGACGUUGGGUUCUUCGAUGGUUAUGAAACCAGGGAUGUAUCUCGCAUGAGGGAGGGCCUUUGUCACCUCCGCGACCUCGUUUUGUGCCUCUGCGUCAACGAAACCGUUUGGUGGGAGUCGGUGCCGGUGGCCAAACGGAUUCUGUCUAAUAACCGGUUGAGAGAUUUUCUGUGCUCCGCACCGCAUCUUGAGAAGAUUGAAAUCUCAUCAAAUUACGCCCACAAAAGCACCCUCAAGAUUCUUACUUUGACGAAUUGUAUGCUCGCCAAUGACCCGGAUCAGGGUUCGGAAGCGCCACGCAGCCGCUGGUCGGAUGUCUUCGUCCCGCUCGUCAUCUCCGACCUUCUGGAUUCGCUCGCUCUUUGGGGCAUCUUUAGUAUAUCCAAAUUAGGUGACCAAGACGCCGACUCAGACGCCGACUCAGAUGAGGAAGCUGCUUACGAAGAUGCUUACAUUGACAUGCAAGGCGUGCUCCAGGACAUUAAGCUCACCGUCGCCCAAGCGGUGGCGAUAGUGAUAUGCUCAAGGGAGUUUGAUUCUUUCCUGCGGGGCGAGCUUGCAGGCCGCGGGGAUCUGGAAGCAGAAGCCGUCAAGAAAGCCCUGGUCGAAGAUUUGACAGGCGAGCCCCAAGUGGAAUCAAGUUGGGAGAAGAGUAAGAAACAUGUCAAGAGAUAUUCGAACUAUUUGAAGUCCUUUGCUAUGCACAGGGAUAUUCCCAAUUGGGGGGCUUGGUGGCGGCGGGCAGACGGCCUUCCGUUCUACUAG
Messenger RNA from Clonostachys solani, 1410 nucleotides. The record is from the annotation of a GenBank genome assembly. Lineage: Eukaryota; Fungi; Ascomycota; Sordariomycetes; Hypocreales; Bionectriaceae.